Molecule: messenger RNA, 3360 nt
Organism: Synchiropus splendidus (mandarinfish)
Lineage: Eukaryota; Metazoa; Chordata; Actinopteri; Syngnathiformes; Callionymidae
Product: complement decay-accelerating factor, GPI-anchored
Exons: 13
Coding region: 1700-2950 (416 amino acids)
Source: RefSeq, a predicted model, not a curated record
UUUAGUUUAUUUAUCUCGGAAAAGUGAGCAGAAUUCCUGCUUAGUGAGUGUAUCUCUAAACCUGUAUUGAAAGUGUGUGAGCCUUUCCAUCACAUCCUUGGAAUGUGUAUGUCGUAUUUACUGAUGAAUUCCUGAACACACUGAGUUCCUGGUCCAGUUUGCAUUCCAACCCUUGGUAGGUUCCUCGGGAGGUGCAACUGCUGCUGACUUGAACUGUGUCCGCUGAGAUAACAGAAGAAUGCCACUCACCGCCUCCACAAGACCUUUCUCGGAGGCCUUAGAAGGAAACAAGGGCCUCUGCAUAGUUUAAUAAAACACACUCAGCCCUCAGUGUUCCAGAGGAUUAGGAACUCCCUUUCUUUAAAAAGAAUUGAGGCCAACAAGGCUCGCCAGGUUUCUGUGUCAUGUGUUACCGAGGCAACUCAGGGUGGAGACGGUGAGGAGGGGGAGGCUUGUCAACAACACUGUUAUAGAGGCGUGAUGAGUCCGGCCUGGUGAAGACACACACACACACCUCCUGUUACACAGGCACGUGACGUCCGGUCAUCUUACCUGAAGCCUGGCUCACACGGGGGUGACAUUGGCAGAUAAAGCUGGGCCUGAGGGGCGCGAUAAACCAGGGACACACCCAGUCUGUUCUCUCACUCUGAUCCGUGGCAUCACUCAGACACUUCCUCUUUGAUGCGAUGCCCCCUAGUGGCUUGUCUUUAUUCUUUAUUUUCGAACGAGGGAAACUCACCCGCGUCAUGAUCCCCCAUCGUUAAAGCGCUGAUUGCCUACAAAGCACGAGUGCAUGUUGAGAACGUCCCGUUAGUUUUCAAAUUAAAAGCGUCGACUAGCGUCAACGCUUUUUAAUGUUCUUAAAGCAGUUUUUUUUAAACCGCUUCAGUCUAGCAUUUGUUUAGUUUUUCAUUUUUUCAUUUAUGAAUAGAAAUAACUACCUCGGAAUAAUAACUAAACUUGGUUUAUAAGGAAAUCCGACGGUCGUAGUUUGUGGGAAAUUAUGGCGUUAUUAUUGACAAUACAAUUUUGAAUGACAUGUCAUUUGAAGCUGGGGGCAUUAUUGUUCAUAUCAUCUGUACACUUUUUAGAAAACAAAGUGGAAUGGUGCUGAAAGGCAAAAAUCUAAUCUCGUCAUUUGAGAACUGGGGCACCUACGAGGCUAAAAUGUAUUUAAUAUUCUGUUUCAACCACUGUCAGACCAUUAUCGAAAUGCUACAGUGUUAUGCCAUUCUUCUGUUAUUUACUAUUAUUCAAAGUCAUACUCCAAAAUUAGCACUGAGUAUAAUGAUUCCAAGUUUAAAACAACGCAAAAACCAUAUAAAAACCGCAAACAAAACUAAGUAUUGUAUUUUCAUGAGUGUCACACAAUAAUAUACUGUAUUUAAAUGCAAUUUCUAGUAUUACAAAUAUUUGGUUACAAAUAUAAAUGGAUAAUUACCCGUUGUUGUUUCCGUAAAGUAUUUUGUUAUGUGAAAGAAAGCAGGCAACAUAUCAACCGUCCUCGUCGCCCAUGCUUUUAAUUUGACGGCCUUUUCUCCACUUCCGCAGCUCUUUACGGUUACCUUGACAUUCGACGGCAGGCGUGUAGUAAGUGGGAGGACCUGAGUGGACCGACACCGAGACUGUCCCGCACCUAGUUCUGACAGUCUGUGUUGCCUGAGUGAGGAGAAAGAGUCUAGUUCUACUGGAUCUGCUCAUGGAGGCUGGUACAGCAAAGUUCCGACGCUGGAGCUUCACUCUGGCACUGCUCACGUGUGUCUUUGUCGCGGAGGUCGCAGCUGACUGUCCGAUGCCACAAGUGAAUUUUCGGGACGACAAAGGACUGAUCCUAACUGACGAAACUAUUUUGAUGUCGAGCUUCCCAGAGGGUGUGAAGAUCACGCUGGAGUGUGCCCGCGGUCGUUUUCAUGCCAAUGGCUCUGCAACUGCGACCUGUGUGGACGGAAAAUGGGCCGAACCAGAUAUGGUCUGCAAAAAGAGGGACUGUGGUGUUCCCGAAACCAUACCCAACAUGAACUUCGACUUCAGCGAAGGGACUCUUUUUGGUGCUGCCAUAAAAGCCACAUGUAAGGAAGGUUACCGCAUUGAGGGAGUAAGCUACUUGGAGUGCUAUAGUAAAGGGUGGAAAGGAAAAGCCAGCUGUCACCCCGUGACCUGUGCUCUACCAGUUGAAGUGACCAACGGUACCUUCAACUGGGCGUCUUCAGAGAAACCAAAGUAUGGAGACGUCGUUGAAUACUCCUGCGACUAUGGAUAUACGUUGGUUGGGCUUGCAAACUUGAGGUGUACUGAAACUGGAAAGUAUGACGCUGAACCUCCAAAAUGUGAAGACCUUAGAGUUGCAACCACAAACUCUGAAGAUCGACUCACAUCCCAAACCGUACAGACAACUCCAGUAAUGCAAGAAACGACAGCCACUGCUGCUCCCACAACAGCUGACAGAGAUAAAUCACUCACCUCACCAGCAACCCCCAGAGAAGACUUAACCACCGUCAAAAGUCAUUGUCCCAUGUUUAAAGGUAACAGAGGAACAGUGGUGCCAAAUCAGGUCGCAGCUACCCCUGACCCUUCGGCAGCCUUGAAUAUAUUUGGAGCUGACUGUCCGAUGCCACAAGUGAAUUUUCGGGACGACAAAGGACUGAUCCUAACUGACGGAACUAUUUUGAUGUCGAGCUUCCCGGAGGGUGUGAAGAUCACGCUGGAGUGUGCCCGCGGUCGUUUUCAUGCCAGUGGCUCUGCAACCGUGACCUGUGAGGACGGAAAGUGGGCCGAACCAGAUAUGGUCUGCAAAAGAUCGCUCCCUGUGAUCAUCACUGGCGCCGUCGUGGUUCUCCUCAUUGGACUUGCAGCGGGGAUCGUUUUAUACAGGUUUCUUCUGAGGAGAAAAGGCUCAUAUGACACCAGAGAAGACCUGAAGCCGGAGUUAUUAAGUGUCCAAAAUCUUUAGAUUGCCCUCCUCAACCAGAGGUUCCUUCCCAGUGUGUUAAGCUCCAGAAAGGAUGUCAGUCAAUGCAAUUUUUUUUCAAUGAGAGCAACAGAUGGAAUGUAUUUUUGCACUUUGGAUGGCGGAAGAAACAGUCUGCUGAUUGACACAUGGACGAUGGACACACACUGAUACUGAUGGAAAGCACUUUUUUUUAAUGACACUAGUUUUGUUUUCUCAUGUUUUUGUAUCAAGUGAGUAUUUAAUUCUACUGAGGACUUACAUUAUUUAUUGUAUGAACUGGAAGCUGUGGGAUUUUUUUUUAACCGUUUUUUACAUGUCAUGCAAAUGCAAGGGUACAAUGGGGCUAGCUCAGUCUUCAGACGGGCGAUGCUGACUGAUAGAGACACAAUAAACUGUAUUAUUCAGCCUCA